Messenger RNA from Micropterus salmoides (largemouth bass), 3432 nucleotides. RefSeq names its product solute carrier family 13 member 5-like. The transcript has 13 exons. Gene Ontology annotation, molecular function: succinate transmembrane transporter activity; sodium:dicarboxylate symporter activity; citrate transmembrane transporter activity. Lineage: Eukaryota; Metazoa; Chordata; Actinopteri; Centrarchiformes; Centrarchidae. The record is from RefSeq and is a predicted model, not a curated record. Gene Ontology annotation, biological process: citrate transport; monoatomic anion transmembrane transport. The coding region runs from base 121 to 2037 and encodes 638 amino acids. Gene Ontology annotation, cellular component: membrane.
AGAGAGAGAGAGAAAAGGCCGGCAGACAGAGUGUGAGCAGUGAAGAGACAGGAGGCUCCUAGAUGUUCUCUGAUAGUCAUUUAAACUUACUCAUCAUCACCUUCUUCAUCAUCAUCCUCCAUGGCGGUUCUUCCUCUGCGGGUGAAAAUGCUGCGGCAGCUCUGGAGGUUGAAGGGCGCCGUCGUCCUGGUCUGCAGCCCGUUCAUCCUGCUGCCGCUGGCUGUCAGCACCACGGAAGCGGCCUGUGCUUAUGUCAUAGCCCUCAUGGCGGUGUACUGGUGCACUGAGGUGUUGCCGCUGGCGGUGACGGCGCUGCUGCCGACCAUCCUGUUUCCCGUCCUCGGCAUCAUGGAGUCCAAAGACGUGUGUAUGCAGUACCUGAAGGACACCAACAUGCUGUUCGUGGGGGGGCUGAUGGUGGCCGUGGCCGUGGAGCACUGGAACCUGCACAAACGCAUCGCGCUCAGAGUGCUGCUGCUGGUGGGGGUCCGACCCGCCCUGUUGAUGCUGGGGUUCAUGGGAGUUACAGCUUUCCUUUCCAUGUGGAUCAGCAACACGGCCACCACCGCCAUGAUGGUCCCCAUCGUCCAGGCCAUCCUGGACCAGCUCAACGGCAACGCAGACCCUGAACCCUCCUCCAAGACCCAGAAAAGCAAUGUCGACCUACACCAGGAACAUCGGGAGAAAAGCAGCAGCGUCGUGCAAACUGCUGCUCCGAACGUCCUGGAGAACGGUCUGCAUGAGAAAACCAGCACCCUACAAGACAACGUGUCCCCUGAGGAGAAGGUUCAGAUGGAGAGACAGGAGAUGAUCAAACCAACACCACAGGACAAGCCUCCAUCAGACUACCGCGGGCCUGUGGUCGUGUCCGUGGAGAGCGCCUGCUGCCAGAUGGAGGUGGAGGAGCUGAGCGACGUGGAGGAGGAGAGGAGGAGGUUCAGUAAAGGGCUGCUGCUGUGUGUGUGCUACGCUGCCAGCAUCGGGGGCAUCGCUACUCUGACCGGAACCGGACCCAACCUGGUUCUGAUCGGACAGAUGAGCCAACUCUUCCCUCAGAACGGAGACGUGAUCAACUUUGCAUCAUGGUUUGUGUUCGCCUUCCCCAUCAUGGCGCUGAUGCUGACGCUGGCCUGGUUCUGGCUGCAGUUCCUCUACGUCGGCUGCAACCUGCGGAAGACGUGGGGUUGCGGCGCGGUCCAGUCGGAGAAGGAGCGAGCAGCGUACGAAGUUAUCAGAGAUGAGAAUCGGCGUCUGGGGCCGAUGAGUUACGGAGAGGUCAGCGUCCUGGGGCUCUUCAUCCUCAUGGUGGUGCUGUGGUUCACGCGAGACCCGGGCUUCAUGGACGGCUGGGCCACCCACGUCUUCAACGCCAAAGCCGAGUUCGUCACAGACGCCACCGUCUCUCUGUUUGUUGCUGUGUUGUUGUUUGUUCUUCCCUCCGAGCCGCCGCCCUUCCUCUGCUGCUGGAGGCGGAGCUCUGACACAGAGUCCCAGGUGUCGCGAGGCCCCGCCCCUUCUCUGCUCACCUGGAAGGUGACUCAGAAGAAGAUGCCCUGGAACAUCGUCCUGCUGCUGGGAGGAGGCUUCGCUCUGGCCAAAGGCAGCGAGGAGUCCGGUCUGUCCCGCUGGCUCGGCAGUCAGAUGACGCCGCUCCACUCCGUCCCUCCCUGGGCCAUCGCCGUCAUCCUCUGCCUCCUCAUCGCCACCUUCACAGAGUGUGCCAGCAACGUUGCCACGGCAACGCUCUUCCUGCCCAUCCUGGCCUCCAUGUCCCAGUCUAUAAGCUUGAACCCUCUGUACGUGAUGAUCCCCUGCACCCUCAGCGCCUCCUUCGCCUUCAUGCUGCCGGUAGCCACGCCCCCCAACGCCAUCGUCUUCUCCUAUGGUUACCUCAAAGUGUCCGACAUGGCUAAAGCCGGGAUGGUGAUGAACAUCAUCGGGAUCGGCUGCAUCAGCCUCGCCAUCAACAGUUGGGGUCGCCUCAUGUUCGACCUGGACUCGUUCCCUUCGUGGGCCAACGCCACGGCACCUGUGUAGGAGAAACAACCUGCUGCCUCAUCCUUAUUCACCGUUUUCAGGCUUCGUCACUCAACGUCUGGGUGGAUUUUUUUGUAUUCAUACCGCAGCUUGUGACUGCUGGUUCUGAACCACCAGAGACAACGUCUUGAUGUUUGGACCAUCUCACUACUCAUGUAGAACAUGUUUCCCAAAGGUUUUGUUGUCAAGCUCCGGCUGUACGUCUGGCCCCGCCGCUAAUUGGUGGUAUUGUAAAUCUCCAGAGCUGCAGUCAGAGGCGUACAGUCACAUCUUACAUUAAAUUUGGUAUUCAGAUAAUACUGAUACCAUAAUAAUGGCCACCAUGAACAAGUGAAGGUCUGUAAAAUAGGCCAGUUAAAGUUAGGGUUGGGUGUCAAGAACCGGUUCCAAGUCGGAACUGGUAUCAAAUUUCCCGUGCGUUUGGAUUCUGCUUCUCGGUUCCUAACUUCCUGCAUAUCUCAGCUCCUGACUGAACUACAGUGAGCAUUUUACCGUCCAUUAAAGAGUCUCUGAUCUGCCAGCAGCCGCUACGCCGACCUAACGUCACCUUAUGUGUUCCGUCAACAAAGCCUGAAGAAGAGAGUCCUUCUGGUUCCGGUCCUGGACCGUGGCGGACCGCAGCAAACGCUCCAAAGUUUGACUCAACUUCACUAACAAACUGCACCAGCUGCAGUCAGGAGGUUCGGUGCGAGGGAGGAAGCAGCUCCGACGUGACGAAGCGUUUCCUUCAACACGGCGUGAAUUUGAAGGAACGCUUCACCGUGUUCAACGUGUCGCGCUCUCCCAGAUCCAGCUAACGCUAACAGUAGCAACAUCUCAGGUACAAAACACAGAUGAGCUGACGUUCACUUUUUAUACUUAAGGGAAACCGACGAUGGCUACAGCUGAGACGAGUCCCAGAGACGCCGCUCUAGGACAGAGACUCCUUUCACUUUAGAGACAUUAAGGGGAGGAGGAGCGAGGAGGAAGAUCAACGAGCGUGACAAGGGCUGGGUUUGAAACGGGCUAAACUGCUGUCUCAGCAGGUGUCUGAAAGGACAGCGAGGCAUCGAGUGUUAGCUAAUGCUAAAGCUUGGUUUAUACUCCUGCGUAGGGUCUGCAGCCAUGCAUUUAUACUUGUGCGUCGGUGUCUUCGUCAUUCUGCCAUUACACCCCCAAACGCUAGUCGGCGGUAGCGCUACAGCGUCCACUGUGGUGACCUUUACUGGCCGAGCAGGCUAACUUGUGGUUUAGCGCUCCGCUGAUGUAAAUAGGGGGUAAAUUGUAAAUGUGCGGCUGGUGUAGCCUUUUCAAAUGUUACCGACCGAAUGGAUCACAUUCUGAUGGUGAGGUGAGUCAUUUCGCUCGGGUUGCGACGGUCAAAUAUAUUGAUCCACCUUAUUACAGCUGCCAUUU